This is a messenger RNA of Anneissia japonica, 621 nucleotides long. RefSeq names its product WSC domain-containing protein ARB_07867-like. NCBI's taxonomy places the organism in Eukaryota, Metazoa, Echinodermata, Crinoidea, Comatulida, Comatulidae. The transcript is spliced from 3 exons. Gene Ontology annotation, cellular component: plasma membrane. The record is from RefSeq and is a predicted model, not a curated record. Bases 101 to 463 code for a protein of 120 amino acids.
UUAUGACUAGGGCUCUUUAUGGGGAUUGGGAGUGCAAUAACCACCGAGCUAUAAAAUUAAACAUACCAUUCUAGAAAACAUCUCAAAGGUGAUCAUCACAAUGCUCCAAACGGUGCCCAGAUAUACCAUAUGUUGGCUUUAUAUUGUAAGCCUAUUGUUGGGAAAUCCACAUUUUGCACAGUCCCAAACUGUUUACAAAGGAUGUUUUGAAGUUACUACUGACAUGACAGGUUUGAUUACUCACGAUAGUUUAACCAUAGACAUUGGUAUAGAAGAGUGUUACAAACAAGGAUAUCAGUUCGCUGGCUUGCAGUAUGGCUCUCGCUAUUGGUGUAGCAAUGACAUUGCUUUUCUUAAUUCCAACCGACUAACCGAUGCCUCAUGUGAUAUGGAUUGUUCCGGUAACAACCAACAAAAAUGUGGCGGUGCGUGGCGAAGGUCUAUCUAUGCCAUAGGUAGGUAAAUUAAAAUCAUUGUCAUGUUGCUGGUGCUACGACGACCAAUUCCUCAAGGCUUAUAGGCCUAAAUAAGUUCAAUUUAUUCACUUAUUGCAUCAUCAGUAAAUUACAAGAAACAAAACAUGUAAAAUAAUGAAAAUAAAAAUGUCUAGAGAAAGUCAGA